This is a messenger RNA of Tetranychus urticae (two-spotted spider mite), 4466 nucleotides long. RefSeq lists its product as uncharacterized. The record is from RefSeq and is a predicted model, not a curated record. Lineage: Eukaryota; Metazoa; Arthropoda; Arachnida; Trombidiformes; Tetranychidae. Gene Ontology annotation, molecular function: 3'-5'-RNA exonuclease activity.
CUUUUCGAGUAAAGAUUAUGGUUAAAAAUAUUUCAAAUAACUUUAUCAACUCAACUGCAACUACAAGUGGACUUACAAUCCUUUAUCAGUGUCAAAAUAAAACUUGUAUUAAGUUAUGUCACCUCAUCCGGACUUUCAAAAAUAUGUUGGUUCCUAUUUAAUAAGCCAUCAAAUUAAUCGGAAUAAAUUGGUUGGUGUUCAACCAAACCUUGUUAAUGGAAAUAAUGUUCACACCAGUGGUAACUUGACCAACAUCAAGCAAACCCAUUCAAGUUCAACUUCAUGUUUCCUACCAAUUGGUGGUCCAUCAACUGGCAACGGUGUUGGAGUGAUUAAAAAUGGUAAUACAAUUGGUGGAUACAAUGAUCACCAUCAUCUUGUCCACCAUAUUCACCAUCAACCGCCAACAUCACCACUCGUCUUUAACCGAUCAAAUGGAUUACCAUUGGAUUCACCAGUUUCAUCCUCACCAGGAGGAUCACCUUCAAACCAAGCAACAGCAGCAGUAAUUGCUGCAGCCACAGCCAUGGCCACUGCAAACAUGAAACGGUUAAAUGGAACCGGUGAACACAUGAUUGUUAGUUCAACCUCAAAUGCCCACCAUUUCCAUCAUAGACCUCACAUGCACUCAUAUACACCACCCUUGGGCACUCCACCGAACCAGUCUCCUCUAACCGGAAUCUUACCCGGACCCUAUGUUGGAGGGUGUUGUGAUCAUUUGGCUAAUGGUGCCUCACCACCUGGAUCCGUUUGUAAAUGCUGUGGAGGUGUUCAGGUUAACCCUUGUGGCAGUAACAAUGCUAUUAACGGAGGUUCACUUGGAGGCGGAGGUGGAAACAAUCAAAAUUAUGUUACUAAUUAUGCUUGGACUGGAGUACCUCUGAUCAAUGUUUCAAAUGCAAGUUACAAUUACCGUAAUCGAUCUCAUGCACAGUCACCUGUUUGGGCUAAAACAAACCCUCCAGGCAGAGAUGAGCAAUCAACAUCAUCAGACCCGUUAUCAUUAACAUCAUCUUUAUCAUCAUUAUCAGCAACAAAAACAAAACCAUCAUCAGGAAUGAAAGAAGGAGGCCAUAAUGAAUUGAAUGAAACCGAUGAAUCCGUUAUUGAAACUAACCAAUCGCCCGAUUCUUCAAUCCAUGUUAUUGAUGAGAAUUGCGCAAAUUUUGUAUCUAAUUUAAUUAAACCUGAAUCGGUAAGCAAUAACAAGCAGGGUGAAGAUGAUGUGGUCAAUGGUGAUAAUGAGACCAGGGAGCAAUCAGGUUGCUUGAGUGGUUUGAAAAGUUUUGCUUCUCUAACCAUUAGUGAAGAAAAGGUUGAUUCUGUUGAAAAUUCCCAAAUUUUCAAUGUUCCCUGUCGAUUAAACUUGGACAAUCGGGAAUCAAGUUGCGAUUCCAUCUAUCUAUUGGAUGGUAAAGGAAUCAAUUGUGAAAUUGAUAAUUCAAAUUGUCCACCAAUUGAUCCAUUAGCAAGCAACUCGUCGGGUUCAGAAUCGCCUGAAGAACGAAACUGUUUAAACAAUUCAUUUGAAGAGUUGCCCAUUAAUACUUUUAGAGCGCUUUUGUCUGAUGGUCUAAAUAUGGGUUCUGAAGAUUCUUCAGGUAAUUCUGAAAAGAGUUUACCUCGAGUAAUUAAACCACGAAAACGGCGUAAAAAGGAUCGUAAGAAUGUUCAACAACAAGAACAACAACUUUUAUUGUUACUUAAACAGCAACAACAACAAAAGCAAAAUGAAUCAACAAACGGAAUACUUGGAAAGCCAAUUGACUCAAUAAGUGUUGAUCACGUUGCUUCAGCUGGUUACCCAUCAACUUAUCUCAUGCCUUCUGGUUCAUCGUGUUCAGGACGUGACACUAUGCAUUAUAUACCAUUCAUGUUGACCUACGGCCAAACAGGUUAUCCAUUUAGUGGAACUCCUGCUCACUCUGCCCCUGUCCAUGCAUCCAAUACAAGUAAUGUUGCCUCAUCGGCACCGGGUUACACUCAUCAUGCAAACCAUUCAAGCUCAAGUAACGGAAGUCAACAACAGUUAAGCAAUUACGGAUUAAACUAUUCUACUGAUCUCAUUUUGCCUUCAGGUUGUGGGUACGGUUUAGAUGGGCCAAACAACAACAACCGCUGUAAAAGUGCAAUUCAAACUACAAAGAAAAACUGUGAUAAACUAUUUUACGUAAACAACAAUAGUCCAUCUUCGUCGCCGUUGCCACCUUUAUCCAGUAAAGGUACUUUCCAUCAUAAUCAUCAUCAAGAAGCACUUUCACAUUUGCACCAACACUCACAGAAUCUCCCAUCUUUUUCAACCUUACCCUCCACUUGUCACAACCUAACAUCCGAUUGUCGAUGUUUGGAUUGUCUGUCACCAUUAAUCUCUUCGCGUUCAUCUUCGGCUUUCCUCACUCCUCCAAUGUCACCCUUGGUUGAUGUUGGUACCUUUCAUCAUCACCAUCUUCACCAUCACCAUAUGCAACAACAAAAGCAACAAAAGUUCACCUCUCAAGGUAACUCUUAUGAAUCUGAGAUGCAGCAACAUCUUUGUGAUAUUAAACUAUCUGAAGCUGCUCACAAUCCUGAACUUGAAUUUCGCACAAGAAUUGUUACAAACCCAAGUGGUGGUCGAGAUCUAGAGAUUAAAUUUCUCAACCUUUCCGGUAGUCGGCAAGUUUCAUGGAGUCAAAAUGACCCUCUAUCCUCAUCUCCAUCUCUAUCACCUUAUUUGACCUCAGAAGACUCAAAUUCAGGUUUCUCUAUCAACAGUUACGAACUUAAUCAUACACGACCUCCUCAACGGCCAUGGAUAUCUUUAGGAACACCAGAUAGAAGUCGAACAACAUCUAUUUUCACUGUAAUGUGUUACAAUGUUCUGUGUGACAAGUAUGCAACCCGACAAAUGUACGGCUAUUGUCCUAAAUGGGCCAUGAAAUGGGAAUAUCGUCGAGGAAGUAUCCUUAAUGAGAUAAGAACGUAUACAGCUGAUAUAAUAUCUCUCCAAGAAUUGGAGACUGAACAGUUCUACAAUUACUUUUUACCCGAAUUGAAAAGAGAUGGUUACGAUGGUAUAUUUUCACCCAAAUCUCGGGCCAAGACAAUGUCUGAGAAUGAAAGGAAACACGUUGAUGGCUGUGCGAUUUUUUACAGAACAAGCAAGUUUACUUUGCUUAAAGAACAUCUUGUUGAGUUCAAUCAACUAGCCAUGGCCAAUGCUGAAGGUUCAGAUGAUAUGCUUAAUCGUGUGAUGACCAAGGAUAACAUUGGUUUGGCUGCCCUCCUACAAACCAAAGAAGGAGCCUUUGAACCGGGCAUAUUGUCUGAUCCUUCUCAAGCCCUUCACCCGAUUCUGGUUUGUACAGCGCAUAUUCACUGGGACCCCGAGUAUUGUGACGUUAAAUUGAUUCAAACAAUGAUGCUCAUGCAUGAGCUUAGACAGAUUGUUGAAGAUUCAGCCAUAGCUUUUCGACCUGGUGCAUCUAAACCUGAUGCCAACAACGUUCCACUAAUUUUAUGUGGUGAUUUAAAUUCACUACCCAAUUCGGGUGUCAUUGAGUAUCUUUCCAAUGGCCGUAUCUCAGCAGAGCAUGCUGACUUCAAGGAAUUGGGCUACAAAGAUAGCUUAAAGAAACUUGGAAUAACUUCUGAUAACAAAACUGAAUAUCUCCAUCCUUUUAAAAUUAAUCGGGCUUAUUCAGAUGAUGUUAUGCCCUACACAAAUUAUACAUUUGAUUUCAAAGGAGUCAUCGACUAUAUCUUUUACUCUAAGCAACACAUGUCGGUUCUUGGAUUACUUGGGCCACUUGACGUUGAAUGGUUUAAGGAAAACAAAGUUGUCGGAUGUCCUCAUCCUCAUGUACCUUCGGAUCACUUCCCACUUAUCGUUGAAUUCGAGCUGACACCGCCAGCCAUGAAUCAUCUACAACAUUCUAACGGAAUCCUUCUUCGGAGAUAAUCAUGCAAGGAGCGACUAUUUUUAUAAAAAUACAAAACAAAACUAAACCGAAAUAAGCUUCGUUCAUACCAUCAUUCAAUCUUUCCAUAAUCAUCACCCAAGCCUCUUCUUUUUCCUCCUCACAUGUAUUUCCCCUGAAAUCGUCUUGUAAUCCUUUCUCUCUCUCUCUACCUUAUCUUUCUUCCUCUGUCUCUUCCUCAGUCUCUUCCUCCCUUUCCUCCUUCAUCAUCCGACAUUUUUUGUCAACCAUCACAUUAUAAAAAAAGAAAAAAAAACUAAUUCAAUUACAAAUCAUUUCUUUCCCAAGAAACAAUUUUGCUCCGAGAACAUUUUAUUUUUCUAUUGAAUUAAUUUUUCUGUUUUGUUUUGCCUUUCCCUUCUUACAGAAUGAGAAACUCUUCGAGAGCAAAGAAAUGAAUGAAAAAAGCUAUCAUUCGCAAUUGUAACAAACCAAUCGAACGGGUUAUUCCUAUCAAUCAAAGCUGUAUCAACUUUUGGUUAAUCAAAGAAAAGAUUGAAUCUUAAA